GCAUGCUGUCUGAGUUUCUGGUUACACACUGCCCUCAUGUGGACAGAAAAAGGUGGCAUUAUAAAGCAUUUUCAUUAAACUUUGAACCUUUGAAGACUGAAAUAACACCAGCAGUGCCUGCUGAACAGUUUCGACUGGUUGAGUUUUCCUUUUGCUUGCAUGUUAAAAUCUAGUUACAACUGAUGAAAAUACUUGAUCAAGCAUAGGAUGAGCUGGUAAACUUUGCGUCACACCAGCCUGAAUAAUUUGACAAACCCAGCCGAAUCCUCUGAUGAAAAGAUGGCGAAACCUGCAAAUGUCAAAAGCUGUAAAGAAUUGGAACAACUUUUUAAUGAAUAUGAAGAACAAAUACAGGAGCUGUGUCGUCUUUACGACAUACACCCAAAAAGCAAAAAAGGCCACAAAAGGAGACUGAAGGCCGCAGCAAAAGAGCUCAGAAAGCUUCUUAUAGAAACUGAAGAUCAGUCAUUCGAUGUCUCAUCUAUACUCACUACUUUAAAAUCAGGAACAGAAAUGAUAAAGAAAAUAAUACAAGUUCUAGAAAAUGAUUCAGAUCUUGUCCAGCCGUGUCGUGCCAGCAGUAUGCCCAGAGUUCUGUUUGAUACUGAAAAGAAAAGCAUUUCAUUUGAUGUAAUUCAGUAUGAUCAUAAAAUGAUGCAAUUUAUGAAAUACCUCAAAGUGAAUCACAAAGCAUCUCCCGUGAUCCAGGAACUGAUCCAGGAGCAGAUGUUUUAUAAAUUAAGAACUGCUUACUACAAAAUGGGCAUUGAUACAAAAGGUUGUGAGACCUGCACUGCAUUAGAGGAUGAUUAUGAAUGGGAAGUUAAAAUACCUUCAGAGGUCACAAAAGAUGCAAAUAUCAAGUACAGUGUCAGCUCCUCUGAAGGGCAGCAUGAAUGUUCAGAGACUGGCCUCCGCUGGCGGUCUGGCAGUGAUGUUAGUUUGGAGUAUCGGUUUGUUGACUGGGAAUCACUCAGUAAAGAUAUUACGGAAAACUACAUGCCAUGUGGACCUCUGAUGGACAUCACUGUAACCUCUGGCACCCUGGAGGAAAUUCAGCUACCUCACUUCGUCUGUGUAGAUUCUGAAUCUUCCUCGGAUGAUGCAGUGAAAGCUCUUCAUGUGAAGGAUGGUGCCGUUUCAGUGGAAAGAUUUGAAUUAAGCAGAUUCCAUGCCAAGCUUGUCAAUCCCACCUUCUCAUUCUUGGCAAUUAUUGCAAAUGUGCGUCAGUACCUCACCAUGAAAUUUCACUGUGAAACUUUGAUUUAUCGCAACAGAACAGCUCCCCUCAACCUUCAUGUGUACCUGAUUUUAAAGGAUCAAAAACUUAAGAAGGACGUGGAGGAGAAGGAGAAAAACAACAUGGAGAUAUUAAAACCAACUCCAGAUAAGCCCCUUAAAAUCGAUGACAGUUAUACCCUGAAGACAUCUUGUGACUCCGAAAUCAAACCUUUGAGUUUAACACUGACACCCUGCAAGACCAACUUCUUUGAUUUAUACAUUCAAGAUGCAAAGGAACGUCUUGAACUCUAUAUAAUGACAAAAGAGGACAAAAAAAUAUGGGAUGUUAAUAUAGAAUCAGGUAAAGAACCCACAAGAACUUGCAAAACUCUCUGCAGAUCAGCUCUUUAUCUUUUAUAUUUAUUUAUUUUUUCAGAUGAAUUCAACAUGAACAGUUCAGUCUCUGACUGCAGGCAGACGACUUCUUCAACGAGUCAUCCAUCUGCAGACACUAACACAGCACAGAAACAAGCAAGAUUCAAAAAUGGUGCUGAGUUUGUGAAGAAGCACAGGACAGAGUUGAUCAGAAGGGUCUCACUGGUGGAGCCCAUUGCAGAUGACAUGAAACCUCUGAUUGGUGAUGAAAAAUACGGAAUCAUCUUAAAUUUAAAAACACCACAUGCACAAAUGAGAAAGCUUCUGUCCUUCCUGACAACACAUAAACUAAAAGAGAAACUUUAUCAAAGUCUUUUAACACAUGAGCACUCUGUUGUUGAAGAUUUGGAGCAUUCUGAGUAGAUGCUCUUCCAUGCAUCAGAAGAGUGAAUUCAUUAUGGUUUAUUAUUAUUUUACAGCAGACAGGCCAUUAAUCAUAUAAUGUGGUCUGGAGCACAAUGAGAUGUGCAAUUUGUACAUUGUCUACUACACACUUCUUGGAAUAUACACUUCUGAUUGGUUUACAUACAGAGCUGCAAAUAUUAUAUAUAUAUAUAUAUAUAUAUAUAUAUAUAUAUAUAUAUCACAUGCCUUGAAACUGUGAUUUACUUUUUGUGAGAGAGUCAGUGCAACUCACUACCAAAGAUGAAAAGAUUGAACAAUAUGAAUAAUUUAAAUACAUUUACACAGCAAGUUGAAAUGAUAUAUCCAUGAAAGAGGAAAACUUAAGGAAAACAUCUUACCAGUGCAAGUAAAAGUUGUAAAGUUAGUUUAUAGAGUUGAUAAUAUUUAAAAAACACUUAAAAAUCUAAACUCAUAUAGUCAUGUUUACAGCUAUUAAUUCUAAAACAUAUUUAUAUUGCAUAUUAUCUAUAUGUUUAUAUUAAUUUAAAAUAAAAGCUUAAUAAUUACUAUUAAACUAAGCUGGCUUGUGUAAUGGAUUAAGGGUAUAAUAAUUAUAUAUAAAAAAAAUAAAAAUCAUAUCUAAAAUUAAAAUGAUUUUAUCUUUAAAAAUGUUUUACUAUGUAGCGUCCUUUAAUUUGGAGUAAGAGAAACUGGAGGAGUGGCUUUAUUGCAUCAGAGAUGUGUCACUUUGCUUGAAGCUGAUUGGUCAAAUUUCGGUUUGAGAUUUCGAAUCUGCGAAUCAGCCAAUCAGCACUUCGAAUGCUCGCAAGAGGACCAAUCAGGAUCAACAUUCUUUGGCAUGUCACCAGACUGCUCCUUAACAGCAGGAAAGAUUAAAGGUGCUGUAUGUAGGGUUUUGACUCUACUAAAGCAUAAAAAUACCAUAAUAUGUUUGCAGAUAUUUAAGGAACAUGCUAAGUUAACAUACUUGUUUAUCUGAAAAACAAUGCUACAGUCAGUUAUUCUCCUUUGAAAAUGUGCAUUCCGGCCCGGAAUGUCUGUGUUUGUUAUGGUUUGUGAAACCCGCCCACUGCCAGUUUACCCAAUUGUAUAUCGGCACCCCGGGUUGCCAGUUGGCGGAAAACACAGCGUAUUUAAUUGUAUUCAUCAUCAUGUGCGCUCGUUCCUGUUGAUGUCGUUAAUCUGGCAACCUGCAUGUGCGUCAAGUCUGAGGAGGAGGGGGAGGGUCAAAAUAACCGUCUCCAAUAUUUUGAAUUUGGACUGCAAUACCUAGUUAAACCACUUGGUGUCAAUCCUACAUACAGCACCUUUAAACAACAAUAAUUAUGUGUCUGCAUAAUCAAUAAGUGCUAUUCACCUUUAUUCCACAAAGUGGCACUGUUUAAAACAUGAUGUGAUUUUUCACUCAUUAUGAUGCUGAAAACAAUAGUUUUGAGAAUAUAUUGAGAUCCUGAAUAUGAGCCAAAUGCUGAAUGUAUACUGUGAAAUGCGCUCUGACGAUGGCAGUGAUAGUAAAAUCUGCUCAAAUCGAACCCUUCUAAGUUUCAAAAGGUAAGGAAGUAUGCUUAUUUUAUUCUUUUUAUUAUUAUUAUUUUAUGUUCUUAAAAUAUCAGGAGAGUCUGCUAUUGCAGCAAUUAGAGAUCCAUCCGUGCUGGAUGAGUCUGGGUCACUAAAGACCCGGAUAUGUAAUGAUUGGCAAAAUAUUCAUGCAGUUUAAACUCUUAAAAUAUCUUACAUUUUAAAACAUUAAGCCUUAAAUAUCAAAUAGUCAACAAUUUAAAUGAUGGGUUCUUAAUUACAACAAUAAACGUCAGCAUGUUAUCUCGGCCAUACUGAUCUAAAGUGAAAGCCAUUUUCCCUGUGCUGCUUUUUGUGGAAUAAAGUCCUGGUCAGAUGGAUUAGAGUAACAUUAGCUUCCUUAACUGUUCCCUCAAUAAUGUGUUUAAUUACCCACUAUAAUCCAGAUAAAAUUAACAUUAGCACUGGAUAAAAUAUUUAGUAUUGCCCUUCGUGCCUAACUUAACCUAGAAAAAAUGAUUUAUCCUAAAAUAUGAAAUAAAUGUGAUAAAUAAAGCAUUAAAUUUACCUUUCUCAUACACG
This is a messenger RNA of Onychostoma macrolepis, 4122 nucleotides long. Its product is annotated as NACHT, LRR and PYD domains-containing protein 1 homolog. The record is from RefSeq and is a predicted model, not a curated record. The coding region runs from base 280 to 2019 and encodes 579 amino acids. The transcript has 15 exons. Lineage: Eukaryota; Metazoa; Chordata; Actinopteri; Cypriniformes; Cyprinidae.